This is a messenger RNA of Schistosoma turkestanicum, 213 nucleotides long. The record is from the annotation of a GenBank genome assembly. Lineage: Eukaryota; Metazoa; Platyhelminthes; Trematoda; Strigeidida; Schistosomatidae.
AUGUCUUCCCAUGAAAAAGAUCAUCAUCAUCAUGAACAUCAUGAACACCAUGAAUCCGGUCAUGGUCAUGACAGCAAAGACCACCACGGCAAAUCAUCUGAACAUUGCCACGACAAAGCAGAUGGUGCCGGUCAUGGAUGCCAUGAUAAAGAACAACAUUGUGGAACUGAAUGUCAUAAACCAGGAUCUGGAAAAGACCAUGGUGGUCAUUAA